Molecule: messenger RNA, 11114 nt
Organism: Gadus macrocephalus (Pacific cod)
Lineage: Eukaryota; Metazoa; Chordata; Actinopteri; Gadiformes; Gadidae
Gene: caskin1
Product: CASK interacting protein 1
Exons: 23
Coding region: 21-5264 (1747 amino acids)
Molecular function (GO): protein binding
Source: RefSeq, a predicted model, not a curated record
ACUAAUGAGACUAAUUGUGUAUGUGUGUAUGUGUGUGUGUGUGUGUGUGUGUGUGUGUGUGUGUGUGUGUGUGUGUGUGUGUGUGUGUGUGUGUGUGUGUGUGUGUGUGUGUGUGUGUGUGUGUGUGUGUGUGUGUGUGCAUGUGUAGGUUCUCUGCUCUUCACCAUGCUGCUCUCAAUGGGAACCUGGAGCUCAUCUCUCUGCUGCUGGAGUCCCAGGCCGCCGUGGACAUCAGAGACCAGAAAGGCAUGCGGCCACUCCAUUACGCCGCCUGGCAGGGCAAGGCGGAGCCAAUGAAGAUGCUUCUGAAGUCUGGUUCGUCGGUCAAUGGCCAAUCAGAUGAAGGACAGAUCCCGCUCCACCUUGCAGCACAGCACGGACACUACGACGUGUCUGAGAUGCUGCUUCAGCACCAGUCCAACCCCUGCAUCAUGGACAAUGCGGGGAAGACUCCUUUGGACCUGGCCUGCGAGUUUGGCCGCGUUGGGGUGGUCCAGCUACUGCUAAGCAGUAAUAUGUGCGCUGCACUGCUGGAGCCAAAACCCGGAGAUUCCACCGACCCCAACGGAACGUCCCCACUACACCUGGCUGCCAAGAACGGACACAUAGACAUCAUAAGGCUGCUGAUCCAGGCCGGGAUUGACAUCAACAGACAAACCAAGGCGGGCACUGCGCUGCAUGAAGCUGCACUCUGUGGAAAGACGGAGGCAGUGAGACUCCUGCUGGACAGCGGCAUCAACGCAGCAGUGAGGAACACAUACAGCCAGACUGCCUUGGACAUUGUCUACCAGUUCACUGCUACACAGGCCAGCAGAGAGAUCAAACAGCUGCUCAGAGAUGCGUCAGCAUCUCUUCAGGUUCGCGCGGUGAAGGACUACUGCAACAACUACGACCUGACCAGCCUCACCAUCAAGGCCGGCGACGUCAUCACGGUUCUGGAGCAACAUGCGGACGGCCGCUGGAAGGGCUGUAUCCAUGACAACCGAACAGGAAACGACCGCGUGGGCUACUUCCCGUCCACCAUGGUGGAGGUCAUCAGCAAGAGGACAGGUCUGGCCAGCACAGUCAUUUGCACUCAACAGUUUCAAAAGAUACCACUGGUUCCCCCGGCGACGGUUGCCCCUGCCAACCCGGUAGUCAACGGCAACGAUGCCACGUUCCAUCAGAUCCAUAUCCUGCCUCCGCCACCUCCUCCUCCACCACCACAUUCCCAUCAGCCACUGCUACCACUUUUCACAUCCUUUGGCUAUCACAGGUCGCCCGCGACAACCCCACUGGGAGACACACCCACCACCCCAGGUUGUCGCGGCUCAGAGGCUAGCCCUCAUGGCUCCCCCACCCAGUCCGGGGGGCCCCAUGGCAGCUCCAGCGAGGAGAUCUGGGUACUGCGCAAGUCUGUGGCAGGGGGGGACCGCAGCAGUCUGGGCAGCUCUGGUAGUGUGACCAGUGUGAGGUCAUCGGGGAGCGGCCAGAGUGCUGGCAGCGGGACGCACACACUGCACGCACAGGCUGAGGGAGUCAAGCUCCUUGCCACAGUGUUAUCCCAGUCAGCCAAAGCCAAGGAACACCUGCUGGAGCAGUCCAAGUCAGUGGAGCAGACUUCAGGCUCGGCUGCCUCAUCCCGUACAUCCAGCCAAUCGGGUUGUCCACUCCAUGAAGCGCCACCCUACGAUGCCACAGCAACGAGGAAAGGGGAGGGGCAAGUUGAGGGGAAGAGCUCAGAGGCUGUUGUCCAAUGGCUGAGCGACUUUCAGCUGCAGGUCUACGUUCCAAACUUCCUGGGCGCUGGGUAUGACUUGCCCACCAUUAGCAGAAUGACUCCGGAGGAUUUGACGGCCAUUGGCGUGACCAAGCCGGGACACAGGAAGAAGGUGACCUCAGAGAUAAACAAGCUGAGUGUCACUGAAUGGCUACCAGACCAGAAACCAGCCAGUCUAGGGGAGUGGCUGUCCGCUAUCGGUCUGAGCCAAUACCACCAGGUGUUGGUGCAGAAUGGCUAUGAGAACAUCGACUUCAUAACGGACAUCACCUGGGAGGACCUACAGGAGAUUGGCAUCACCAAGCUGGGUCACCAAAAGAAGCUGAUGCUGGCUGUGAAGAGGCUGGCUGAGUUGCAGCAUGGCUCAGAGGGCCGCGGCUCCUUCAAGAAGAAGCCUCCACCAAUCACACAGCAGCAGGAAGUCAUGUCCAUUGAGAGCCCGCCCCCAGAUGAGGUCAUGUCUCCCAGGAUGACCACCUUCCAGGACAGCGAGCUGAGCACCGAGCUGCAGAACGCCCUUAUCCAGCCAGGGCCCGAGGUCAAGACCCAGCGCAGCCGCACCCUCAGCAAGGAGCACGACGAGGUGCUUGCUGGAGGACCUCCAAAGAAGGAGGCACGGACCAUGAGGCAGCAGAGCAGCACCACCUCCACCAGCUCCUCGUCCUCCUCGGCCGCCCCGCGUGGCAGCGUGUCGUCGCAGGGGAAGCCCCGCCACUCGCACGGCCACUCCCACGCCCACUCCCAGCCCGCGCCCCCCUACACCCCCCCGCACACCCCCACCAAGACCCGCACCUCCUCCUCCUCCUCCUCCUCCACCUCUUCCUCCGUCCAGAGCAGCUCCGCCUCCCCGCAGGGCCCCAAGCCCAAGCCGGGGCCCCAGCUCAUCCAGGGGCCCCUGUCGCCGCGGGCCCACCGGCCCCAGUCCCCCACGCACCGCGCCGUGCCCAACGCCCAGCCCCAGGCCAACGCCCACCACCCCCAGCCGCCGGAGGCCCGGUCGGAGCUGCCCCAGAGCCAGGUGCCCGUCCCGCUCCUCUGCCUCCCCCCGGAGGCGGAGCAGGGCGACGGGGGGGCCGGGGAGCCCAGCGCCCUGCAGAAGAAACGCGCCCACAGCCUCAACCGCUACGCCGCCUCGGACGGAGAGUGUGACGAGAGGGCUGGGGGGGGAGGAGGAGGAGGACGAGGAGGAGGAGGAGGAGGAGGAGGAGGAGGAUUGGAGACGCCCGGGGGUCAGGGCGCAGGGGGAACUAGCGGUGGUGGUGGUGGUGGUGGUGGUGGUGGGGGUGGAGGCGGCGGCGUCGGUGGGGGGAAAUACGCCACGGUGACCCACCGGGUGAGCCGCAGCCACUCGGUGCGCAACCAGGAGAAGAACGUCAACCGCAGCCAAUCGCAGUCCUUCGCCCUGCGGCAGAAGAAGAAGGGACCGCCCCCUCCGCCGCCCAAGCGCUCCAGCUCGGCCAUCUCCACCUCCAACUCCAACCUGACGGAGGCACCGCCCGCCCACAGCACGGCAGGCGGCCUGCUGGACGUGCCCUACCUUCAGCAGCGCCGCGCCAGCGACCUGGGCGUCUCCGUGGAAACCAACAGCAUGGGAAGCGUGCGGAGCAUCGCCGCCAUGCUGGAGAUGUCCUCCAUAGGGGGCGGGGCCAAGGGCAUGGCGCUGCAGAGGAACUUCCUCCAGGUGGCGCCAGGCGGCAAGAUGCGGGACGCCAUCGGGCUGGACGGCGAGGUGGUCAACCGCCGGCGGACCAUCAGCGGGCCGGUCAGUGAGCUGGUGGCGGCCGCCCGGCGGGACCAGCCCAUGGUCCUCUACCUCGCUCCCGCCCCCAGCCGCAAGCCCGCUCACACCGCCGCCCCGGAGCAUCACAACGACUGCCCCCGUGUCACGCAGCCCGUCGCUCAGCCCUCGCCCUCUGCCGCCAUCGCCACCGCCGCUUCCCCCUCCUCCUCUUGCACCACCUCCUCGCCGCCCCCGCCCUCGUCCCCCCGGCCCGGCUUGAUCGUGGGCAGCGCCUCCCCCCAGCCAGGCUCCGGCGGGGGCAGCUCGGCGGAGAACAUCCCCUUCGCGGAAGAGACGGACUUCACCGUCCGCCGUCCGGGACGAGGAGAGGGAGAGGGACAGUGUUUAUUUUGUGUUUGUCUGCAGGGGGACGACGGCGGCGUCCGCUCCGACGGCGAGGGUGGUCUCCACGGCGACAACGUCUACACCCAGGAGGACCUGUCCCGGGUGGACGCCACGGCCACCAUGAAGCGCCGGCCGCGCGGCUCCAGGCCCGCCGGCGACCCCAACGGCUCCCGCUUCACCCUGCAGGAGUCGUCCACCGUGAAGCGCCGGCCCAAGAGCCGCGACAAGGAGCCCGAGGGCUUCACCGCCGACCUGGCCCGGUCCAACGGAGGGCCCGCCACCGCGCCGGCUCACGUCCCCCAGGCCAACGACCCCCAGGCCAACGACGCUCGAGCUAACGGCGCUCGAGCUAACGACGCUCAAGCUAACGACGCUCUGCCGUACCAGAACGGGACGGGCACCAUCCGGCGGCGCCCGGCCUCGUCGGAGGCCGCGGCCGUCACGGAGCAGCCGACGGCGGCGGCGGCGGCGCCCCAGAACCAGCUGCUGGCCCAGGCCUCCGCCGUGCCCCGCCGAGAGAGCCUGGACAAGGGCGCCGCCGACGGGGCGCUGGCGAGGAAGCCCAAGCCCCCGGUGUCUCCCAAGCCGGCGAUGGCCCAGAUCAAGAGGCAGGCGACGGCUCCCACGCAGAGGAUCCCCCUGCCGGGUCCCGGGACGCCUGGAAGCCCAGGAGAAGGGAGGAAGAUCCCGCCCCCGGUGUCCCCCAAGCCGGCGCCUCCGCCGACCGCCCCCAAACCCUCCAAGCUGGUCCACUCCAUGACCACCCCCGGACCCCCCGCCGCCGCCGCCGCCGCCGCCAUCACCUCCGCCCCCGUCCGGCAGCACUCGGCUCCGGGACGCCACGCGCCGGGCUCCUCCCCGCCGUCCCUCCUCUCCUCCCCCUCCCCCCCCGGCGGCCCCCCCGGCUCCUCCAGCCCCACGGCCCAGAGCCCCCACACCCCCCACACCCCCCUCACCCCCCUCACCCCGGGGACCCCCACCACCCCGGUCACGCCCGCCACGCCCAGCCCCACCCCGGCCCCCGUCAAACCCCCCCGCUCCUCCAUCGGGGGCGUGUCCGUGGACAGCGGGAUGGGGGGAGGGGGAGGUGGUGGGGGAGGAGGAGGAGGGGGAGGAGGGGGAGGGGGAGGAGGAGGAGCGGUGCAGAACGCGGUGGGCCACGGGGCGUGCCCCCCAGACUUCGGCGUGGACUCCCUGGUGCACCAGAAGCUGGAGGAGACGAGCGCCUCGCUGGCGGCCGCGCUGCAGGCGGUGGAGGAGAAGAUCCUGAGGCAGGAGAACGACUCUGUGGUGGAGCAGAAGAAGACAGUCAGCAUCCUGGAUGACAUCGGCAGCAUGUUCGAUGACUUGGCCGACCAGCUGGACGCCAUGCUGGAGUAACAGCCGCAACACCACGGCAACUGCAACUGCCGCCGCAUUCGCCGCAUAUCCAUGGCAACCACCGCAUCUCAAUGGCAACCAACGUAACUCCUUGGCAACCAUCGUAUCUCCAUGGCAACGGCGCAUCAGGAGCUUAUAAAAGGGAGACACAAUAAAGCUCUCUCUCUCUUCCGCUAUGUCACUUGCUCUUUCUCUUAUGCCCCCAAUCUCUCUCUCUCUCUCUCUCUCUCUCUCUCUCUCUCUCUCUCUCUCUCUCUCUCUCUCUCUCUCUCUUUCUGUCUCUGUCUCUGUCUCUGUCUCUGUCUCUGUCUCUGUUUCUGUCUGUCUCUCUCUGUCUCUGUCUCUGUCUCUGUCUCUCUGUCUGUCUCUCUCUCUCUCUCUCUCUCUCUCUCUCUCUCUCUCUCUCUCUCUCUCUCUCUCUCUCUCUCUCUCUCUCUCUCUCUCUCUCUCUCUCUCACUCUCUCUCUCUCUCUCUCUCUCUCUCUCUUCGUUGUAAUCCAAGUCAUUCCUGCUCCUGCCCUUCUCCGGAUGGCCAGACUUUUGGCAUCUCUCCUAUUGGAAUGUGGGAAAGCUCUUCUCCCUUCUCCCUUCACACUCUCUGCACAGCUCCAGCCUUUUUCUACUGCGGCUUUCCAUACGGACGAUGAUGAUGAUGAUGAUGAUGAUGAUGAUGAUGAUGAUGAUGACGGUGAUAGAGAUGAUGCACUGUCGGGGAUGAUGUGAUCCAGAACUUGACGGACUGCCCUGUCCACCUUUGGCGUCAGAGAGAGAGAGGUCUGGUCGAGGAGAGACGGACACACUGACAAAGAGAUGCAUAUGGAUUUAAUGGAAAGGGCGAGAGAGAGAGAGAGAACAAGAGAGAGAGAGAGAGAGAGAGAGAGAGAGAGAGAGAGAGAACACAUGUGAAAGCGAAUGUGUCUCAGCAAAGAGGACCAGGAGACUGCGAAACAGCAAAAAAGUGGUAUGAAAUUCAUGAGUUUGCUGAUAAAAAUCAGAGAUUGUUUUGAAACCCCUCGUCCACCCGUAAUACUGCUAGUACUACUGCAACGACGGAGACGAAAACAAGAGACAACUAAAGACUGAAAAAGAUAUUAAAAAUUAAAAAACAAUGGUGUAUUAAAUCAUAGUAUGGUAUGUGUAAAUUGUAAGCAUGGAGAGUUUAUAUCUACUGAAAAAGUCCUGCAUUAGCACAGUAAUAUAUAAAUAUAUAUAAUAUACAGAACAAUAAUGGGAACCUCUAGCUCUUUGGUUUGAUGUGUUGAUUCUGUGUGGAAUGGUGCCCUCUGGUGUUGUGAUGAUGUAAUGACUUGGUGGAAACUUUUUUUUAACCGUGACCAAAAUAAGACCAUUUCGCUCCUAAAGGCUUAUAAUGUAUGUGUGCGUGUGAAUAUAUGAGUCAAAUGCGCAUGUGUGAUAUAAGGUUUGCUUGUUUGUUUGUGUAUGUGUUUGUUUGUAUGUGAUUAGUCUGGAUGUGUGUGUGUGUGUGUGUGUGUGUGUGUGUGUGUGUGUGUGUGUGUGUGUGUGUGUGUGUGUGUGUGUGUGUGUGUGUGUGUGUUCGUGUGUGUGUGUUCGUGUGUGUGUGUGUGUGUGUGUGUGAGCGUGCACGACUCAUGCUAAUCCAUUCUCUAGAAAACACCGGCAGCAACAUUCAAAGCAUUGUCAUCGUUCAGCGAAUCAACCUUUACAUUUGCACACACAUACACACCCACAGACAAAGGCACACACAUGCACACACCUAGAAGAAGCACAAAGACCUUGGUUGUUAGUGACCUGGCACUACACACACGCGCACACCCACCCACAGAGGAGCCUGCACAAUGUGGUUGAGUGGCAAAGCUACCAGGAGGGGAGAAUUUCAACAAGGUGACAAGUACAAAGCCGGGGGAUACAUCUAGCAUUCUAUUUCAAACACAACCCUUAGGGAAUCAAGGAUCGAAGGUCGUAGUCUCGUGUUGAGGGAUGAUGACUGCGAGACCAUCGAUUCUAGGUUCGAAAUCCCAUAUACCCAGCCAUGUAGGCAUCCUUGACCAAGAAACCCUAACCCAUAGUUGCUCCUUCAUGUGUGUAAAAACCUCCCUGUAAGUCGCGUUUGAUAAAGUGUCAGCAAAUCGAAUAGAUGGUAAAUAUUUAGACGUUUCAGGUGGUGACAAGCAUGUGAAGGUUUGAUGGAGGGCUAAGACGUAGAUUAAGUGUUUUGAUUUCAUCGGUUGAGAUGGAAGGCUCAAAGGAAGUCCUUAAAAUGUCCUGAUGUGAAGCAAGUUGAUAGCUAUGCCAGUAGAGACUUCAGGAAGGAGAUGUAGGGAUGCUAUUGGAUCCAGCUAACUUACACUUGAUUCUGACGUACCUCCCUCUCCCUCAUGACUCAUGUCUCUCUCACUCUUUAAAUCUCCCUCUCUCUGUCUCUGCCCUCUCCACUCCUCUACCUUUCAACGACACACUCUCCCUCAUCACCUCCCCACAGAUACACCACGCGUUGCCAAGACAAUCGCUGUCGACACCACCGCACCAUGAUCACCAUUACACCAUCAUCAUCACUAAUACCAUUGUGACGGCUUGGUCGCAAUACAGCAUGCAUGGCUGCCUGACUGGUGCAGCUAGGAAAGAGAAGGGUCCCAUAGGCAGUUGAGACAGUUAGAAUUUACUCAGAGCAAAGCUCCUAACAACCAAUCAAAAACGUGCAUGAGUUGCCGUGCAACGUUUCCCGCCUCUUCUCGCCAUAUGAAAAGAAAAAAAAAAUGUAUGUGUUUUAAUUUUGUUUGUUUUUUUACAGUUCUGUCGAUAUUCAAAAUGAAUCCAGAGAAUAAUUGUGGUAUUUAAAUGAUUAUUAUAAAGAGAUUAUAUAUAUAAAUGGAUAUUUACGACGACAAAAAGAAGUGAAGUAUUUAAUGAUGUAUGUGUUAAACCUGAAGGCGUCUUUUCUUUUGUGUAGAAGCAGUCUGGCUUCUUUAUGCUUUGAUAGUGGUGUGAGGUGAUGACGUUAUUGUGAGACGCCAUUUUGGAAUAAAUGUCCAUUUCCAGGGAAAGCUUCUUUUUUUAACCCUUUCUUUUUUUAUUUUACAUGUGUCUAGGUGUGGCACUGGUAUAAAAUACAAUUAUAUCUCUAUCUUUGAUCGUUAUAAAUUUGUUUGUGCAAUAUUAUUUUUCUUUCAAACAUGUGCCUUGCCUUGUUGUCUUUUUUGUGUUAUGACCACAGAGGGGUACGUCUGCUGAAGGGGUUUGCAAAAAUGUAUUUAGGUUGUCAAUCUUAUGUUGAGGUUUUGUUUCCAUCAAGCUGGUCUGUUGCGUUCAGUGUUCAGCUAUGCUAGUGAACAUCCCGGAAUAAACGUGGAUUUCAAAAUCUUCCAACAUCAAUUGAUCUAAUACAACACAACUCCACCUCACCCACACACACACACACACACACACACACGCACACAGACACACACACACAAGGUCCUAUAACAUCUCUGAAUGUUACUAAUUCUCUUUCUGGUUUAUAUCAUCUUGUGAAAUCCAAUGGGUCAUAAAUUGGAAACAAUCAGAAUUAAACAAUUUGUGUUUUGUGGCUUUUAACCAGGUCCUUGACACUAAAUCAUCGAAAAAUCUCAAUCACCACGCCAAUCAUCCAUGUGGUGAAAAUGGAGACUGUUCCUUACAUAACUCCCCCUGUUCUAUGAAAGUUGCUGUUCACUCCGAUAUGGGAAUUGUAGUUGAGCCAGGUUAAAGGUCAGGCUAUCUCUCUCACAUAUCCUACACAAAAUAUAUCAUCUCUCAUCAUUGUGUGUGUGUGAAUGUGUUCUUUAUGGUAAAAAAAAUAUCUAUAAUUUUCUUUUGUUUAAAUACCUCUUCACACGCCAUGUGGCUCUUCUAAUAAUUUUUUCAAAGUACGUUUAUGGGAACGGGUUCGAGUCCAAGCAGGAAAAAAAGGGAUUAUAGAUUUUAAAAAAACGUACCCAAUACAAAUGGUCAAUGCGUUGUCGAACGAAGCUCAGUCUUUACUUCCACCCCCAGCGGUUUAUAUUUUGCUUGUCCGCAUUCCAAACUGAUACCCGAUUGGUAUCUUCUAUGCUCUGCAGUGACAGUGUGAGAAAGUGUUUGCAUGUGUGUGCGUCUGUAUGUGUGUAUAAGAGAAUGAGAUGCUACUUUGUAUGAUGUCUGAAUGUGUGUCUGUGAGUGAGUGUGUGUAUAAUCUAUUAUGGACAGUCGUGUGCUUGCAGUGACUGCAUUUCAUGGACAUCUGCUCUGAAUAAAUAAAUGUUCUCUACAAAAACAGCUUUCGCCUUCAUAAAUCUAUUUCAAUAUAUCUUUACGUAUAAUACACACAAACAUAAUGUAUAUGAUAUAUAUAUGGUAUUAAAAAAAGUUUAUAAUAUGCAUCCACUUAGUAUCUUGACAGAAACAGAAAAAAAAGAGAAUGGCCAUCAUCUGAAGCAUGUGCAUAUUCACACAAAAACGAUAUAAAUCUAUUGCUUUACUGGUUGGCCUCUUGUACCUUCAAUAUAAAAUGCGUAAUGCUAUCAUUAGUUUAGUUCAGUUUCAUAAGCAAUACAUUUCUUUAAAAAGAGUCAAAAGGCUUGUGUAAAGUGUACAACAGAUUUAUUGAUCGUUGAUCAAAUCAGGCUUACAUGUGUGCAAUGAAAGUAAUGAAUGACGGCGUGAUCAGUGUGUGACAUCUCCUCCCCCCACUUCCUCCUCCCCCCCUUACAUAACUGUAUCGAGUAUAUAUACUUAAGAAAAUAAAACCGUUGAAAUUGCUAAAAAAAAACAUUUUAACAUAACCACGUGAUUGUGCCAAGUUGAUGGACCUGUUAACCUCAUAGCAGUUAAUGAUGUGACACUUUACAUAGAAUUACAUUGAACCGGGUCAUUUGUCUUUGGUCAAUUUAAUAGGAAGCCUAUUGUCAACGACGUUUGUUUUACCAAAUAAAUUGAAUACAAGAUAUUCAUAUAUAUUCUGGUGGUUUAAAUGCAUUGAAUAGGUAACAGUCGAGUCCCCGUCAGUUGAGACAUCACUACUGACAAGAGGUUCUGACUGAACUCGUUUUACACAUAUUAAACCUGGUGACGGGGCAAAGCAAGAUAAUUUGGUGUCGGAACAAAAAUGUAAUUUCAGCCCGAACAGCGAGAUCCAUGAGAGCCACAUCCCCUUAAUGUUAACUUUAGGGCUCCAAUACCCAAUAAACACAGACAACCUCGCUUUUAUCGCCCCUAAGUCUCCUCCAGUCUUUUUCCACCACCCAUAUGGUCGUUUUAAGUAUAACAGUGACCGCAUCUCCUAGCACUCCGUGUUCAGUCACUGAGACUUUAGUCUGAGGUGAACAGUCAGACCUUCUUCCACACUGGGGUUGCAUGUGUCCGGGAGGUGACAUAGGAAGAGGAUUUGGAGAGAAGAACUGGUCGCCAUUUUCUUUUCAGACUUCAUCUGUGAAUAUGGCACUCAAAAAUUAACACACUGGCGCACACUCAUACACAACAGAGAAAGACAAACACAGAGAGAACGACACACACACACACACACACACACACACACACACCCAGGACAAUCCUUCUCCUACGACAUCCGCUCUUCCGGGCACAUAUUGAUGGUGUCACCACCAAUGUCAUUCUUAACUAUACAACCAUUUCAUUUUUAAAUGGCGUGGAACAAGCUUUAAAUCAUGGCACUAUUACAAAAGUCUGUUAACCUAGGAGGCCCGUUUGCCCCGUUAUACGAGAGAUCCCUUAGCUUAACAUUCUAGAAGGCGGUCAUUUUCACAAGAGACCCACAGGUAAAGUCCUGAAUGGAAGUCUGUGAGAAUAGAUAUAGGGGUCCAUACUGGCUUUUGUUCUUCCGCUUUCCACGAGCCAACUGAAGUCUGUAUCGAUUUAGAU